AUGGCACGAAGGCAGAAUAUUUACGCUGUACAUAUGGAUUGCGUUGGUAUCGAAACUGCUAAUAUUAAGCCUAGUAUCUUGUACAGCCGUCAAAAUUUGGUUCAAGCGUACAAACGAAUGGGAACUGCACCUUUUGAUUGUGAUAAAAAUAUGACUUGCGUUAUGAACCUUAGAGCUACUGGUGCAGGAGAGUUUCAUUCCGUAGAAUAUGAACCCUCACACGCCAAAGGGUCAAUUUACUUAGGAGCUAGAAACGGAUAUAUUUUUGCUUAUCGAGUAAACAAUGAACAAGAAAAAUUUUCACAAAUAUUAUUCACACUUGAUCUUGUCCGAGAAGUUAAUGUAAAUGGACUUAUUAAGAAGCCAGAAGAAGAAUUACACUUAUUCUCAAUCAACGGAAAAGAAAGUAUUCUCGUUAUAUGCGGCCCUGUCACGUACUAUCGACUCUACAACACGGAUCCUGGAGACAGCAUUAAAAUUAUUGAUAUUGUGAGAUCAGAAAUGUUUGUAGUCUCAGGAUUGGAAAAAAAGUGUCGAAAAGUUGAUUAUGAAGCUAAAAAGUCUCGGCUUAUAUUUUUCAUGGAUGGAUCUAUUGCAUAUGAGUUAAAGUUGACUAUCAAUCAUGACGGGCAGUUGAAAAAAUUUGAUGACCCUAAACUGAAUAAGUUUGACAACUUUCGAGGUAUUCAAGAACCUUAUGAAUAUAUUGAAAGCCUAUGGCCAUUGCAUCUUCGAAAUGGACGAUCACUGUUUUAUAAUCCAGAAUAUUUGAAUCUAUUUCGCCAACAAACAACUAAAUUUCCUAUGUCAUACUAUGGUAUACUGGACUGUACUUUUUUUGUAGUAAUGAGAGUGGAAGAUCUUACUAAGAUUGUGCCAAACAACACAGGAUGUGAUACAUCAUAUAGUAUGCGUGUUAUGCUUUAUGAUUCUUACGCAACCAUAAUCCGAACUAAAAACUUUAAAGACAUUGAAGCAGUAAGAAUUAAAGUAGCAAUCUACUAUCGUCAAGUUUUCACAGCAAUGAAAGAGAAAAAAUCCCUCAUUUAUCAACGUAAUAUCGUAAAUUCUGAAUUUGAUGCUAGCAAUCAGUUUAUUAUUGCACCAAAUACAUAUGGUGGUAUCUAUGUUCUUGACGAUUAUAUUUAUUAUCAAGAUAAGCCGUCUAAAGACUGCUUACUUUAUUAUAAACGACGUAAAAUUACGCUAAGUAAAAAGAAAUUGAUUGAGGAUUAUGUAAUGCGAGCAUCUUCGAUUGCGCAAAGACCAAUUAUAUCGGACUCAUGUACUUUUACAAUACGCUCUUCACACUACGAUGAAACAAUUAAAACAGUACUGUAUGUGUUACAACAGGGUCCUGAAAUUCAUCUGGCUACUACAAAUGUUAAGUAUUUUGAAAGCCUUAAAAUAUUGAAGAAGCAAUCAGCGCUGUUGUCGACUAAUGCUUCAAUCUUCACUUUGUAUCCAUAUGUUCUUUACAGAAUAUUAGUAUUCGUCAAUCAAUCCUUUUCACAUCUUGCCUUGUAUACUGGAAGAAUACUUUAUGCUGAGGCUGGUGUCGAGCGUGUAAUGGAUUCAGAAAUUGAUGCAGUUGAAGAUUUGGUACAAGAAUCAACAAUAGCAACUAAAGCUAUGCCCAAGAAAGAUUUUGAGAAAAUAGUCUACGGAGUAGAAUCAGAAAUCAUCGCAAGACCAGAAACUCAUGUGAAUCUAUGUAAAAUUAUUGAAGCGUAAGA
This is a messenger RNA of Thelazia callipaeda (thelaziosis nematode), 1736 nucleotides long. The record is from the annotation of a GenBank genome assembly. NCBI's taxonomy places the organism in Eukaryota, Metazoa, Nematoda, Chromadorea, Rhabditida, Thelaziidae.